Messenger RNA from Tribolium madens (black flour beetle), 1107 nucleotides. RefSeq names its product cyclin-H. NCBI's taxonomy places the organism in Eukaryota, Metazoa, Arthropoda, Insecta, Coleoptera, Tenebrionidae. Gene Ontology annotation, biological process: DNA-templated transcription; regulation of cyclin-dependent protein serine/threonine kinase activity; regulation of transcription by RNA polymerase II. Gene Ontology annotation, cellular component: nucleus; transcription factor TFIIK complex. The transcript is spliced from 5 exons. Gene Ontology annotation, molecular function: cyclin-dependent protein serine/threonine kinase regulator activity. The coding region runs from base 62 to 1054 and encodes 330 amino acids. The record is from RefSeq and is a predicted model, not a curated record.
UAACUGUCAAAUGUGAAUUUUAAAACUAACCAAACAAACAUCGAUUUUUAAAGUAGAAAAUAUGUUUUCCACAAGUACACAGUCUAAAAAUUGGAUGUUUAACAGUGAAGACGACUUGAAUAAGUUGCGGGAAAAAGCAAACCUUAAACACAUACUGACUUACGGCGGCCACAUCAACGAAGCCACUCGUUACGAGUUUUUUCUUACUGCUGAAGAGGAAAAGAUAAUGGUGAAACGUUACGAAAUUCGAUUACGCGAUUUUUGUAAAAGAUUUCAACCUCCUAUGACUAGAUGUGUGAUUGGGACUGCAUUUCAUUAUUUUAAGCGUUUCUACAUUCACAAUUCGGUAAUGAAUCAUCAUCCUAAAGAAAUAAUGGUGACUUGUAUAUAUUUAGCUUGCAAAGUUGAAGAGUUCAAUGUUUCUAUUCAACAGUUUGUUGCAAAUCUUAAAGGGGACAGAGAGAAGGCUACUGAUAUUAUUUUGAACAAUGAGUUGUUGUUGAUGGAGCAACUGAAUUUUCAGUUGUCGAUUCAUAAUCCUUUUAGGCCAGUGGAGGGCCUACUUAUUGAUAUUAAAACUAGAUGUACACUAAACGAUCCAGAAAGGUUAAGGCCUGGAACAGAACAUUUCCUAGAAAGAGCAUUUUUAACAGACGUUGUAUUAUUAUAUUCUCCUAGUCAAGUAGCGUUAGCUGCGGUUCUUCAUGCAGCCUCAAAAUUGCAAGAAAAUUUGGAUUCUUACGUAACUGAUACGUUAUUUGGAGUUGAAGGAAGUGGCAAAUUGGCUGAACUAAUUGAAGCUGUGAGAGCUAUCAGAUCUAUUGUUAAAAUGGUCGAUGCCACACCUGAUAAAAAUCAACAGAAACUUUUAGAUAAAAAGUUAGAGAAAUGUAGGAAUCCUGAAAAUAAUCCGGACAGUGAAAUAUAUAAGAAAAAGAUGCAAGCUUUACUUGACGAAGAUGAUGAUUUAUAUCAUCGCAUUUCUACGAGAACUGAUUCGUUAGAUAAUUCUGCGUUAGGAAUGUCUGUCUCUGGUUCACCUGAAGAAGCAUAAUAUUGUGUAGGUACUUUCAUUUAAUUUUGAGAAUAAAAUUAUUUCUAAUAUAA